AUGCUUCGAAGAUCCGCACGAGAGUACUAUCGAUCACCAGCUGCGAACUGUUCCACAUGGUCAUACAGCAAGUCCUCAAAGCUUGCUGACGAGAACGACUUCUCCAUCUGUGGGCUUGAGAUUUACACAACCAAGCAAGCAUUCUCGGAUCAACUCAACGAUCCAAAGUACUUCCAACCCUAUCGCCAAGCCGUCGAGGACGAGAAGCUUUACGGAAAGCCCGCAGAGCAUACGGCAUGGUAUCCUGCUGCUGGCUUUGUUGCGAGGGAUGUUGAUGCCACGACAUCCGGACCUGCGCUGGUCAGUCUGAGUCAGCUUAUGUGCAAGGACCGUGAUGCCAUUGUGAACCUGCUGUCUGAUUUCGCUGGAUGGGUGAAGGAGAACGAGCCUGGCGUGCUCACUUACGCCGUCUUCACGAGGCCAAAGGCCCCGAAAGAGGUAAUGCUGUUUGCUCGAUACAUCGAUCGGGAGGCCAUGGAUGAUCAUGGUGAAGCUCCGGAACAUCAGGAAGUUGUGUAA
This is a messenger RNA of Saxophila tyrrhenica, 519 nucleotides long. RefSeq lists its product as uncharacterized. The transcript is spliced from 2 exons. Bases 1 to 519 code for a protein of 172 amino acids. The record is from RefSeq and is a predicted model, not a curated record. NCBI's taxonomy places the organism in Eukaryota, Fungi, Ascomycota, Dothideomycetes, Mycosphaerellales, Extremaceae.